GCGGCGUUGCGCAUCAGACGAACGUAGCUGCCAAUAGAACGUUUGUUUAGCCUCUUCUGCUUGACUGCUGGUUAAAUGUAACUGAGUCUGCAGUAGGACGACAGAUAGGACCGAAUCUAGAGGUAGCUAGGUCGACGAAGAACAAACGGGCGGCCGGCUGCAGAAAGCAAGGAAAAACGGAGGGUACUUUGAAGCAAACACAUCGCGUCACACAGCCCAGCAUCACAACAGAAAAACAGCAGCAUCAGCCGAAGCGGCAGGGGCCGUGGCUGGUAUCAGCCUCUACGCGACGCGAUCGUUGAAUAAAUGCCGGCUGUCUUGCUAUAAUCAUAGCGGCAGCGACACCAACAGCAAACGAUUGAACAAAACAGCACUGACUGGCGCAAGGCGGCCCCUCGUUGUAAACAGAGAAAACUGAGGGAUACCGAGCUACGAAUAAACGAAUACGAGAAGAGUUGCGUCGGGUUGUUGUGUGUGAGCAAAGUGUAAAGUGGCCCAACGACGACGAAGCUCUUUUUACCUUUUUCGUUCAUUCAUCUGAUAAAAACUAGAAUCGAAGAGUGGAAAAUUAGCUAUAGUUGAACGUUCACAAGCACGCAAUACCGCCCCGUGGCGCAGAUUUAGGCACAAUUUUGUCUUAGCAAUUUAUUAACACGACUGGCGACGCGACUUUACUAACGGUAAAAAACGAACGUUCGAGUGUAUGCCGACGAGCCCAAGUAAACCCGACCGUGGGCUAACUGCGACUAUUCAUCAAGGAGGGAUGUGUUUUCAAGAACGCUGACAUUAAAAUAAUCUCCUAAAUAAAGAAGGAGACAACUCGAUCCGGGAUUAGUGUUUUGAGAAUUUGAUGUUCCAGGUAUGUCGGCAAGUGCUAGCGCAGGUCAGUGAGUCAGCGGCAAGGGCAGUACGCCCUUCCGCACCAACAACGUUCGGACGGUGGCACACCAAAAAAAGUUGCAUAUAGUCUCUCGUUCUGAUCAUGCUGGUAACGAUUAAGCAAGUAAAAGCAAACGAAACGCGUCUAAGGCAAGGAAUUUUCAGUUUGAAGUCGUGUGUAUUUUAGUAGACUCAAAAAGGACCGGCCGCACAGACACUUAGAGUAUCCUUCAGUACAGAGACGACCGCGGCACAAGAUGAAGGGCGCGCUAUUAAUAGCGAUUGGCGCGAUUCUCGUAGGCAGCGCACUGUCAAUCAAAUGCUGGGAAUGCAAGAGUCACGCAGAUCCUUUGUGUGCCGACCCAUUUGACAACACGACACUUCCAAUUACUGAGUGUAACCGACGAACGCUGUCGCAUAUGCCCACACUUGUUGCUACAAUGUGCCGGAAAAUACGGCAAAAGGUAAACGGGAACUGGCGCGUCAUCAGGUCCUGUGCGUAUUUGGGCGAGCCCGGAGAGGGUCACGGCGACGAGAAUUAUUGUCUCAUGCGGAGGGGAACGUUUGAUGUUUUUGUUGAGACAUGCACGUGCAACUCGAAAGAUGGGUGUAAUGCCGGACAUAACUCAACAGCCGCUUCACCUCUGGUCCUGCUAAUUAUAGCAGCUAUCGCAGCUAUGGCUAAGGGUUCCAUGUCAAGCCUGACACUCAUCAGAUAAUGUAAACGCACAUCUUUAUUAGAAAGUAGAAUGGUGCUUUUAUCCUUUACGGCUACACCUUUUCAUGUGCUAGCUGUUUAGAAAUCUGUUGCCAAUAUCGUGUUUUGAGUGAGUGUGUGUAUGUGCAUGUAUAUGUGUUAUUUGUUUUUCUUUCAUGUCACCCGUCUUUUAGCUCUCAUCUAAUUGUGUCUAAGACGGGUUUGUCAGAGCUUGAUCAAACGAUUUCGAGGAGAAUGUGCGGGGAAGAUACUCUAUUGGCAGCUCCUCCUGCUUUUAUCUUUCUUAUCUUGAUUGUGGAAGAUUCGGGAUUCGGCAGUAAGACAUACCGCUCCUAAACAACUACGUACCACUGCCAAACCUGCCAACUCGACUAUGCUGUUCGAUAGGUUACCAUCUGGCGAUAACAUCAACAAUGUGUAAGCGCGUCGAUUCUGGGCACCACCAAAAUUCACUCAAGGACCACAAGAGGACGUGAGACGAAACUUAAAAGAAUGAAGCCAGGUGGAAAAGCGGCCUAUUGCCAUACCUAUAUCUGAAGUCAUUACAAAAUCAAAAACAGUUAGAGAGAUGGCAAAUAGUGAAAGAACAAAUAACCUUGAAAGAUUUUCUGUGACCCAGUUACUCCUUUUCAUUGCGCUCACCGUUAACUUUUAUUGAGAAAGUAAUUUGGUCCACCGUAUUUAGAGCAAGAAUCGUAGCAUUCUCCUAGCUCUUCACAGUUUCAUGCGUAACGUCUAACGACAAAGCCACAUGUUAGACAUUUUUUCAUGUAAAACAUAAAAUAAACUACACCAGCUGCGAAACAGCCGCCAUACAAACUUUAUCUUCAACUUAUGUAAGUAGAAUAUACAGUAUUGUGCUUGGCUGACACAUAAGGCAGAACAGGGAUGCCCUUAACAGAACGUAUGACGUAACAUGAACAAACCCUAAAGUUGAUCAUAUCGAUUCAUGGCUGACAUCAACUAUUAGAGGUAACUCCUUUAAUGUCACCUUUAUAGAAUAAAAACAACAGGCGGCUUCUCAGUGUCUAAUAAUAUGUAAAUACAUAUAUAUACAAUA
This is a messenger RNA of Varroa destructor (honeybee mite), 2657 nucleotides long. RefSeq names its product UPAR/Ly6 domain-containing protein crok-like. The record is from RefSeq and is a predicted model, not a curated record. NCBI's taxonomy places the organism in Eukaryota, Metazoa, Arthropoda, Arachnida, Mesostigmata, Varroidae. Gene Ontology annotation, biological process: sleep; regulation of synaptic transmission, cholinergic; positive regulation of voltage-gated potassium channel activity.